ACGCAUUUGACAAAUGACAGAGAUCAGAUGUAGGCACCUCUUAAAAAAUAGUAAAUAAAUAGUUGGGAAGUAAAAAACAGAUUAGAAUUAGCCCAGUAAUCAGUGAUAACAAAAAUAAAAAAAUGGGAAAACUAGAACUCGUUCAGACCCUCAAAAAAAGCCCAGGCAGAGUAUGGAAUCUUGGAUGGCACCCAAAAGGAGAAGUACUAGCAUCAUGUGGCGAAGAUAAGUCUAUCAGAAUAUGGGCUAAAGACAUCACCGCUAAAUGGACUAACAAGAUGCUCUUAACAGACGGACAUAAACGUACAGUUAGACAGGUGGCAUGGUCUCCUUGCGGAAACUACUUGGCUUCAGCCAGUUUCGAUGCUACCACUUGCAUUUGGGACAAGAAGAGCGGAGAGUUUGAAUGCAAUGCUACUCUAGAAGGCCACGAGAAUGAAGUGAAAAGUGUGGCAUGGUCAAAGUCCGGGCAUUUACUAGCGACUUGUAGCAGAGAUAAAUCAGUUUGGGUGUGGGAAGUAGCUGACGAUGAUGAGUACGACUGCGCUGCCGUGCUCAAUGCCCAUUCUCAAGACGUCAAAAAGAUAGUUUUCCAUCCGGAAAAAGACCUCCUCGCCUCCGCAUCUUACGACAACACUGUUAAACUUUUUCGAGAUGAUCCCAGCGAAGGAGACUGGAUUUGCUGCGGGACUUUAACGGGCCAUGACUCGACAGUUUGGAGUAUAAGUUUCGACUGCUCUGGUAGCCGUUUAGCCUCCUGUAGCGACGAUAAUACGGUUAAAAUAUGGAAAGAAUACCCUCCUGGCAACGCAGAGGGCGUCCCUACACCCGACGGAGAUUCAACUUGGAAAUGCGUUUGCACUUUGGCAGGGUACCACACCAGAACCAUUUAUGACAUCAGCUGGUGUCACUUGACCGGGCUUAUAGCCACGGCGUGUGGAGACGACGCGAUCCGAAUAUUCAAAGAAGAUCAAGGGUGUGAUCAGAACGCUCCUACUUUUAGUUUGGUUUGUACCGUAGAGAGGGCGCAUACGCAAGAUGUGAACUGUGUGUCUUGGAACCCUGUCAGUAAAGGGCUUCUUGCUUCAUGUAGUGACGACGGGGACAUUAAAGUAUGGAAUUUUCAAGAAUAAUUUAUGGAUAUAUCAAAAAAUGUAGCUGAACUUUGAAUCUGAGAUACAAUAAAAUGUUUGUUUUUAUA
Messenger RNA from Leptinotarsa decemlineata (Colorado potato beetle), 1201 nucleotides. RefSeq names its product cytosolic iron-sulfur assembly component 1. Gene Ontology annotation, biological process: iron-sulfur cluster assembly. The record is from RefSeq and is a predicted model, not a curated record. Gene Ontology annotation, molecular function: protein binding. Gene Ontology annotation, cellular component: cytosolic [4Fe-4S] assembly targeting complex. NCBI's taxonomy places the organism in Eukaryota, Metazoa, Arthropoda, Insecta, Coleoptera, Chrysomelidae.